AUGUCCCAGCGGGGCCCGGGCACGGCCCCGGCACGGCCGCAGCUGCCGGACCGCACAGCGCAGCAGCGCCCGAUAACAGAUACCCGUCACAUUUGGAUUUACAGCCCCUCUGGGAUCCCCACAUUCCCCUCCCGCACCCUCCUGACACUGCCCACACCCAGCCUUCAUCCCACACGUAUCCGGCACACACCGACCCCUGCCGCGCCACCUCCACUGCCCCAGCCCCACACACCGACACACAGCACCCCCACACGCCUGUCCCGCUCACACCGGCCGUGCCCCGCACCGCACCCUGCACGCAGCCCGUCCGCGCACGCACACCCACCCUGCCCCGCACACAACACGCCCCGUGCCCGGCACAUACACCCCUCGCCCCGCACACACCCACCCCACAACGCCGCCGCCGCCACAGCCUGUGCCCCGCACAGCUCCCACCUCCCCGCUUCCGCACAGUCCUCGCGCCAGGCCCGGCUCCACUCCCUGUGCCCCGGCACGGCUGCCCCGGCGGCGGCCGCUCUCUGCCCGCCCCGUCCCGUCCCGUCCCCCGCCCCCGGCAAGCCCACCGGCCAAGCCCGCCAGCCCCGCGCUGCCCCCGGCGGGGCUGAGGGACGGCGCUGA
This is a messenger RNA of Pyrgilauda ruficollis (rufous-necked snowfinch), 618 nucleotides long. Its product is annotated as lysine-rich arabinogalactan protein 19-like. Lineage: Eukaryota; Metazoa; Chordata; Aves; Passeriformes; Passeridae. The transcript has a single exon. The record is from RefSeq and is a predicted model, not a curated record. Bases 1 to 618 code for a protein of 205 amino acids.